AUGAAAUUUAUUAGUAUUUCAAAAUUAUUAAGAAAUCAUAAAGAAAAAAAAGUAAGGUGGAAAUUAUUAAAUAAAAAAAUUAAAGCCAUAAUUUUUGAUAAUUGUUAAAUAAGAUAAUGA
This is a messenger RNA of Paramecium pentaurelia, 120 nucleotides long. The record is from the annotation of a GenBank genome assembly. NCBI's taxonomy places the organism in Eukaryota, Ciliophora, Oligohymenophorea, Peniculida, Parameciidae.